AUGGACUUGUUAAAGAGACACGGAGAUCACGGACAUGGCCAUGAAGAGAAGCAUGGUCACGGACAUCAGAGUGAAGAUGGACUGAGACAGCACUUCCUUGCAUGCCUUUACUGGUACGUCCUUGCGACACUGCUGAUAAUAGGUUCUGUCUCACAUUUGGUCUCACUCUUUGUUGCUAAACAAAGACUAAAGAGGAGGGAUUUGGGGGUCAGUUCAGAUACGGCAAUUGAGAAAUGGAUCGAUACACCAAAGAAUAUUGCUUCGAGAGUAAUUGGGCCGCUGCGCAAGACCAUUGUUGUUGUGGCGUAUGCUGCUUUUAUCGCCCUUCUCAUCACCUACAAGUCAAUUAAGCAUGAUGGCAAUUUUCACGAGCGCAUCGCUUUUCGCGCAGCAUGGAUUACAGCGACACAGACUUCUUUGCCGUUUCUUCUAGCAGUGCGCGUCAAUCCAAUCGGUCUUUUACUAGGAACUUCAUACGAGAGGAUCAACUGGUUUCACCGAUGGGCAUCAAGAAUCUUCUUCGCUAGCGCCACCAUCCACGGAGGCUUUUUUACGUACGAAUGGCUCGUGGCCGACUUCUUCUGGACCGAGAUCAAAACAGUCAAAAUGGUUCUCCCUGGUAUUGCAGCAUGGUUCAUACUCGCCUGGACCGUCGUCUCAACAAUCCCCUUCUUCCGUCGCAUAAAAUAUGAGCUCUUUGUCGUGCAACACAUCAUUUCUGUCGUGUUACUCCUAGUGUUCCUGGUCCUUCACGUUCCAGACCACCACCUUUUUAGCAUCUGGUGCGCCGUGGGCGUUUUUGUCUAUGAUGUUGUGACACGCUCGGCAAACCCCAUCUGGCGGAACUUGAGAGUACGAGUCUCGGCGAACCCUUCUGUGCGAUAUGCGCACGACGCCCAAGUCGAAGCCGUCGACUCGGAAUUGACUGUCAUGACAAUUCGAAAUGUUGGGUUCAAGUGGAGUCCUGGACAACAUGUUUUGAUCUGGUCGCCUACUUUUCGAUGGGAGACGCCGCAUCCGUUUACUAUUGCGAAUAUUCCUGACACACAAACGAAAGCACAGGAUGUUCAAUUAACGAUCAAGACAAAGACGGGAUUGACGAGAGAUUUGAACGAUUGGGCGAGAAGAACUGGAUUGAGAGGGGAUAAUGCGAGUUUGCGCGUGCUAAUCACGGGGCCAUUUGGAGCAGUGCCGAAUUGGAAGCAGUACGAGAAUAUAGUUCUUGUCGCAGCAUCGACUGGAGGAUCAUUUACGACGCCGAUUCUCGAAGAUCUACUCACGUCUCAAUCCCCUGGCUGUAUCCGUACCAUCAGCGCUUUGUAUAUCGUCCGUCGCAAAGCCCACGCCCAAGUCUACCUCCAACGUAUAACCCGUCUGUUGUCGCGCGCCAAAGAGAUGGGUAUCUCGACAAAGAUACAAGUCGCAGUCACAAGAGGCCCUGGUACUGUAUCCGAAGCAGUUCUCCAAGACGAAAGCCGCGAGCGAUUAAUCGAGCCAGAAAACGCAAGAGGACCUAGUGUUGAAUUGGAGCGCUUCUCAAUAGACUCUACGCGAUCAUCGGAGAGUGGAAGGGAAGACCAGUUGUUGAAGGAGGAAGUGGAUAUGGAUCUCGAUGGGGCGUAUGCAUCGGCUAUUGAACACACUGAGGGACGGCCUGAGAUUGCGACAUUUAUGAGGGAUGCUGUUUGGGACAUCCCCGGGAGUGUCGCUGUCGCUGUUUGUGGAGGAGAGGCUAUUGAGAAGGUCGUCAAGAUGAGCGUUGCGACGUUGAGAAGAAGGGAUGGGAUGAAUGCUGGUGAUGUGUAUUUACAUGUUGAAAGGUCUGAUAUAUGA
Molecule: messenger RNA, 1833 nt
Organism: Fusarium poae
Lineage: Eukaryota; Fungi; Ascomycota; Sordariomycetes; Hypocreales; Nectriaceae
Exons: 2
Coding region: 1-1833 (610 amino acids)
Biological process (GO): intracellular iron ion homeostasis; iron ion transport; copper ion import
Cellular component (GO): plasma membrane
Molecular function (GO): ferric-chelate reductase activity
Source: RefSeq, a predicted model, not a curated record